CCAGUGUGCAAUUCAAGAAAUGUUCGCACGAUUGAGGAAGCAUUCAUUUUAACAUCCAUUCAGUCUGUGUAAUGUUUGUAUUCGAACAGUUUUGUUAUCCAUUUAAUUUAUUACAUUGUUUGUGUCGAGCCUGAAUAACUGUUUUCCUGUGCUGUGCUUUUCCAUUUAUUCAUUUUCCAUUUGUAACGUUGACGUGUUCAUUGUGAGCUUGCCAGGAGUAGAAAACACUAUCGACUAUUGCCGGGAUUUUUGUUGUGCAAUCUACCGGUGUUUUUUGCUGGCAAAAUAUUAUGUAUAUAUAAUACUGAAUGGUGACUGGGUCAUUGCAUCGUUGUUAAAGAUUUGACAUUUCUUGUUUAUUUGACAUUCAAUAUGACUAAUAUGUCUUUUCUAGCACUGUAGCUAGCUGCCCGUGCCACCAAGAAAUUGUGCCGUGAGGUGGUUUGAGCAAACAGGUAGCAAAGCAAAAUCAUUGAGCAUUAUUUGUAGUCAUACUUAUGGACUAUCUUCAAAUUACAAAUACUGUCGCGGACAGUCUCCUCUGCUACGCCAAGGACGAGAGUGGGUGGAAAACAUGCAAGAAAACGAAUGAAGUGGCUGUGUGCUGGCGACCAUCAACUGAAUUCCCAGGCAAUUUGUACAAAGGGGACGGCAUUAUAAACGGAAGUCCAGAGAAGGUUUGGGAGUGUUUGAAGCCGGUGCCGAACGGAAUUCGAGUGAAAUGGGACAACAACGUAAAGAAGUUAGAACUCGUUGAAACGGUCAAUGUUGACAUAUCGGUCUUCAGGACAGUAACGCCCUCUGCAGCUAUGGGUAUUAUAGCUCCUCGAGACUUUGUAGAUGUUGUUUUAGUUAAGCAAUAUGAAGAUGGCACCAUUACAUCCAAUGCUACCCACGUAGGGCACCCUGGCUGUCCUCCACAGGCCGGCUAUGUCAGAGGGUUUAACCAUCCGUGUGGCUGCUUCUGUGUUCCUGUUCCUGGGGAGCCGUCCAAGACGCAGCUGUUGAGCUUCUUCCAGACGGACCUCGGCGGACUCCUCCCACGCUCCGUGGUGGACUCCUUCUUCCCCUCCAGCAUGGCCGAAUUUUACAAGAACCUCGCCAAAGCAGUCAAAUCGCUCAAAGACUGCUAAUGGAUGCCUUCAGAGAAAAUAUGCAAGAAUGAAAUUGGCUUAUUAUGUCUUAUUCCAUUGCGCUACUUAUGUUGGCAUUGGACCAUGACCUUUCGUCAAAAGUAGAUUUUUAUUUUUGUUUUUAACUCCUUAGAGACAGUAUAGCCCACAGCACCCUUACACACACCACAUACUGAUUUACCACAUUUAUAAAUAAUAUCGGCCAGCUACAUAUUGAAGAUUAAAUGGCUGGGAUCAGAUUGAGUAACAAAGCUAGUGCACUACAAUGUAGAAAUCAUUAGAGCAUUUUGAUUCAUCUCACAUACCUUAACUUUUGUAGUGUUGCUGAUUUCUGGAGUCAUUGACUACAUAUACAUGAGCUGCAUGUAUAUCAGAAUACACUAGUCUUGUGCAGCUUUUUUGGGAAUGGGAUUAUAUUUCAUUACAUUUCAUUACAUUUAUUUAUCCAGAGCGACGUACAGUAAGUACAUACUGAAGGUCAUUGGAACAACUACAAAACACCAGUCUGAUAAGGUACAAUACUCAUUUUGUAACAGUUAUUCAUAGCCAUGAACACAUUAAGUCCAGUUCACACAGUAAACAUUUCCAUUGAAAAUGUUCUAUUCGUUAUUAAUAAUGUCAAGAAGAGGAAGAAUAAUGUUUCAUUUUUUUCAGUAAUUAUUCCAGUUUAUCAUGGUGUCUAUAAAAGGAACAAUAAAAGGUAAUUCUAUCAUUUUAAUUCAAGAUCAAGUUCAAUUUACCCCUUCAACAUUAAGGCAACAACACUGUUGUGGUUAGAUUGAACAUCUGUUCCACCAGGGCAGCCAAGCUAUUUGCCACAUGCAGUUAAUCCAGGGAAUGAUACCUCUCACGUUGUUAUAAGUCACUGCUAACACAGUGUUAAAUUUUGGUGUGCUACUUCCCAGGGUGUUAAAUGAGGGAGUGUUACUGAGCAUGAGCGUCCUGCUGAUCUUAGUCACAGUAUUGUCCCCUGUCUGUCCUAAUGCAUGCUGCUGUACUGAAAACAUUAUAGGAUAUUUUAAUAGUGAGGUUCCUUUUAAAAUGGCUAAGUGUCUUUCUUCCUGUGCAUCAUUAAGGUGAGACUUACUGUAGUUCAAGCACCAGUCCUGACUCACAGUAUGAGAAUGUGUCAAUUCCUUCUGUUUGUACAAUGGUACAUUUGUAUCUUGGGAAUUUUUGAAUACCUUUAAUAAUAUAUGUACUGGUUGAGUGUAUUUCAAUAUUUUUCUUGUUAUAAAAACAUUGCCCCAAGCAGCACCCCAUGAACAAAAUUUUAUGUAUGGGGUUUGAGACACACCACUGGCCAGAGACUUGCUCAUGUAAAUAUGUACUCUGUUGUAGCUGUUGAAAAAUACAGUAAUAUAAAAUUUUAAAAAGGGAAACUAACAUUGAAAUUGGACUCUGUUGCUCCACUGGUAUAAUUUCAGAUACCACUGAAGUAAAAUAACAGGAAAGGAAUGUCUGUCUUUCUUACUUGUACUAAGCGGUUGGAAAAUGUGAUGUGUGUCUAACUGAGGAUGAGAAAUAUUCUGUGUCUGGGUAGGAGCAGUUUUUUAAAUAAAUGUAGCAAUAUCCACAA
Molecule: messenger RNA, 2712 nt
Organism: Anguilla anguilla (European eel)
Lineage: Eukaryota; Metazoa; Chordata; Actinopteri; Anguilliformes; Anguillidae
Gene: stard5
Product: StAR-related lipid transfer (START) domain containing 5
Exons: 6
Coding region: 498-1133 (211 amino acids)
Molecular function (GO): lipid binding
Source: RefSeq, a predicted model, not a curated record